This is a messenger RNA of Lathyrus sativus (Indian pea), 921 nucleotides long. Lineage: Eukaryota; Viridiplantae; Streptophyta; Magnoliopsida; Fabales; Fabaceae. The record is from the annotation of a GenBank genome assembly.
AUGGUUAGCCAUAGUAUUAGAGAACUUGUCAACAACGACGCCUCACUUAAGGUAAGGGUGAUCAUUGCCCAUAUUCUUGAAAAAUACGGGUACAUUAUAUCUUACAGGAAAGCAUGGAUCGCUAAGUGCAAGGCGGUAGAGUCACUUUAUGGCAAUUGGGAAACAUCUUACAACGACCUACCGCAGUGGAUACUGGUACUGAAAACCUUCCUUCCAAGAACCAUUAUAGAUUUGCAAACCCUACCUGCGAUAUCAAGUGAUGGUUCCCAAAUCUCUGGAAAACGAAUAUUUCAUCGUCUGUUUUGGGCAUUUCGUUCGUGUAUACGUGGCUUCGCCUACUGUAAGCCUAUUGUGCAAGUAGACGGAACUUGGUUGUAUGGAAAGUACAGAGGAACUCUAUUGAUGGCGGUGGCACAGGAUGGUAACGCAAAUAUUUUCCCAAUAGUAUUUGCAUUGGUCGAAGGUUACGCAUUGACGGAGGCUAGAUUUAAUUACUAUCACGGAGAAAUCAGAAGAACAAACAUUGAGGCUUCAAAUUGGAUAGACAAAAUUCCUAGGGAGAAGUGGGCUAGAGCAUUUGACGGAGGGCAACGUUGGGGACAUAUGACAUCUAACUUGGCAGAGGCCAUAAACUCUGUACUAAAGGCAACCAGAAACCUUCCAAUCACUGUAUUGGUCCAGUCUACAUACUAUCGAAUGGGUUCACUCUUUGGUAAACGAGGACACAAAUGGACCAAAAUGCUAUCUUCAGGCAAAGUUUUCACAGAUGGUUGUAACAAGGGAAUGGAUGAUGAGGUAGCCAAGGCUAACACACACAACGUCAUGCAAUUCGAUCGCGAAAGAUUUUGUUUAAUGGUGCAGGAAAAGAUUAAUUACAACGAUGGUCGUUGUUGCGGUGGAAAUAGGAUAACAAACUAUUAA